Corythoichthys intestinalis (scribbled pipefish) is the source of this 9401-nucleotide messenger RNA. RefSeq names its product cilia- and flagella-associated protein 46. The record is from RefSeq and is a predicted model, not a curated record. Lineage: Eukaryota; Metazoa; Chordata; Actinopteri; Syngnathiformes; Syngnathidae. Gene Ontology annotation, biological process: cilium movement involved in cell motility; axoneme assembly. The transcript has 61 exons. The coding region runs from base 140 to 7885 and encodes 2581 amino acids.
CAUUGCGCCGUUGCUAGGCAGCGCAACCAAACUUUGAGUGAACCAUUCAUUGUUGAAAAUCGCAAAAUUGGGAAAACGCCUGCAACAGUAUUUGAAUCAAAACAUUUUCCUCCUGAAAUUCUUCCACGGGGACGCAAAAAUGGACCUGGAUGUUAUCCAGUAUUUGGCCAAGGCCAAGAAGAAACAAGACCCUGCAGCUUUGCAGGCAGCCUUCAAUGAACUGGAAGAAAUGACAGAAGCUGACUCAGGAGGAACACUUAGCUUUGACCAACAUAUGUACAUCUCUUGUGCAGAAGUAGGGCUACAGCUGGGUUGUUUGGACAUAACAGCCGCCUGUCUCAAAAAAUUCUUUGAUGGCAACCCACCAGCUGAUCAAUAUUUGUGUCGAGCCUUCCUCUGCCAGAACCAGUUGAAGUGUACCCCACCCACAGGUACCAUGGCAGAUUUUAAAGAGGAUGUGCAGUAUUGUCUUAAAGCGAUUGACAUUUCAAAGAAAGACAAAAGAUCUCACUACAUUGUGUUCAAUGCUUCAGUGCUGUAUCUUCAGACAGUGCGUCCUCUCCUGCAACCAGGACGGUGCUGCCACCUCGUAACCUCACUCAGGCAGGUGGUCAAAAGUCUGGAAAUGGUGGCGGACAAGGAUCACAGCUGGAGAGCUGAACUCAUGAUGCACCUAAUUGAUGCUCUUUUGGAUGCUGGAAAAAUGGACGAUGCUGCAAGUUAUGCCAGAAUUACAGAGGAAUUCAUCAGAAAACACUGCCCACAUCUUUAUUCUAACGUCUUUCGUUUACAGGUGUGGCAUAAUCUGUCAAAAAGAGAGAUCAUCCUUAAAAAGAGCCGCCAGUCAACCGCCUUAACUGUCAUUUACAAACUGCUACAAUGUAAAAGGGGUUUGGGGGAAAUAAGUGAGGACGAACUAGCAAAAAAGGAUUUAAAUGAGCUUGAGGAAAUUUUUAGUCUCUUGGGAGAGUCAACAAAACCUUCUCUUCGGACACCCAUUCCACCAGCUAACAGAGUGUCCUUUCUCCUGGAGCUUGCUUUUCUGGCUUUGCAAGGCAAGAAUCAUAGAGUGGCUGACAAAUGCUUAAAAAGACUUAGGUCUGCUGGAGAGACUAGUAUCGGAGAACAAAUAAUGAUGGAGUGUAUCAACUGUGAAAUAAACCUUCGGAAGAAAGAGACGAAGAUGAAUGACUACUCCAAAUCCAGUGUGGAGGCUCGUCUGAAAGCGAUAUUAAAGCUUAAUCAGUGUCUGCAGGCUGCAGUAAGAGAGGGGGACCCUCAAGCUGUGCAAGCAGUGUGUGCCACACAGUGGAGCUUCUGUCUUCCACUGCUGCAGCACAAUCUCCGCAGACACGUUAAGACACCUCUGUCACGGGUGGCCCAAGCACUAGAAGACAUGCAGUGCAUGUUGUUCCAAGUUCGAUGUCAGGUCCACGCUGAGCUUGCAGUGACUGAAGAAGAAGAUGGGCUCCUUGAGGCCUCACUGAAUCACCUCCAGAAAGCCAUGCAGCUGGAUAAUGGCACACAAAAAGAAAGAUUGUCAUCGGCUUUCCACCUGCUACAGCUGAGACGAAACCUAUAUCAAACGCGCUCUCGGACAGAGGAUAAAGCCGCGAUGCUUAUGCAGCAGGUCAAGGACAGGAAGCCCCAACAGGAUACUGACUUCCGUCCUUUACUGCUGACUGUGGGUCAACUAUUGGCUCCUGCUGAUUUCCAGAUGUUGCUAAAUGCAGACAACAUCUCGAAAAUUACCAAAGCCACUGUUGGAUGUGGACCAAUUGCUCAGCUUUCUGCUGAGGCUCAUAAUUACUAUGCAGCUGUACAGAAGUUAGAUGGAUACCUGGACCGACAAGGAGAAAAUGCUGACAACACAGAGAGUGACCAGUUCAAGUCGGAUACCCUGCAUUCACCCAAAGCUGACACACGUGAACCAAGUGAGAAUAAGCGAUUGAGGCUGUGGGCCACGCUUGCAAAGACAGCUAGAAAGGAGGAAGUGUGGGAUGUGUGCAGAGUGGCUUGUCGAUUCUGUUUGCUCUAUGAUGAAGCAAGAUCGAAGAUGUCCAAAUGUCACAAAUCAAAAUGCUCAGAGGAAGAGAGCUCUUCCGAAAACCUUAGCAGCUACGAAGAAAUUCAACCCUGUCCGAAGAAGUUGCGCCUUUUAGCUGAAAUAUGCUUUAUCACGGCUGAGGCUACUGCCCAAAAGCUGCAAAUGCUAGGUGUGCAGCUCAACAGCCCUGCGGUUCUCCCACAGGAUGUAGGUGUGUCUGAAGAUGAUAAACACUGGAUUAUUUACAGAGACUGGAUUCAAGAUCUAUCUGGCUAUGCCACGUCAACCUUCCUUCGAGCGGCUGAGCUUGGUACACAGAUCAGAGAACCCUGGGUUGUGGCAAAUUCAGCCAUUUACUUAUGGAACUACAACAAGCACUUGCUGGUUACUGGAGACUAUAACUGUCUCAUCCCCACCUUCCAAAGCCUGGUAGAGAUGUUCCAAAAGACCGAGUGCACUGGAAAUCACGCGCUGUUGGUGCUUCUGUGUGAUGCUGUUGCUCGAGGUUUGUACCAACAUCUAGCUGUAUUAGACAACAUGGAACAAGCCUGUCCACAAGAAAAGGGAAAAGUCAAAUCUGACAAGAUGAGCAGUGCCCCAUCUACUGUGCUCGAACCUGAUAACCUCAUUAAGGUCCAAAAAGCUUUUGAGCUGUGUAACUACGCACUUUCCAUAUCGAACUGCAACACCACCGGAGAGACAGUACCCAUUGCUGUGCAAAAGCAAGUGGUGGCCACGUGGGUGCGGAUCAAGACUCUCCAGCAGCAGCAUACUGGCUGCAAUACAGAAACGGAUGAAAAGAAUGAAGAAUACUCACCUAUGACUCGUGUGCUUAUUGCUGUGGAGAUGCUUCAGUCCUACAAAAAUGCCAGUCCCUUGGAGGGGUAUGAUCCCAGUCUUUCAACGUUAGUCAGCAUGGUGUCUAAUUGUAACUGGACUGAUGCUGUGGUGGAGUUGCAGACAUGGUGUCAACUUGCUGCAUUCUGCCACCAUGCAAAGGAGUACAGUUUGGUCCUGAGCUGCACAGAGAGAGCAAUGCAACUUGAGGAUGCAGCAUUAAAAUGCCUCAACACCACACCUUGCCUAUUGUAUGGCUUGCCUGCAGUGAAUGAGAUGCUGAGCACUGCAGCCUGUUUGAGGGGGUUGAGCUCAAUUCAUCAGUCAAUAGGAGAUAUACAUAUGUACAAGACAGCUAUGGAUAUGCUUCUGUCCAGUAUCAGGUAUGCGCUGAAGGCUGGACAUCCAGAACUAUGUUUUACAGCUGCUAGGCAUUACUGGAACAACUGCCUACCUCUAACACAUUCACCCGAGGAAAGACAUCAGCUCAAAGAGCCCUUGGAGGCAAUUCUUAAUGCCCUCCUUCAAACUCAUCCCAAACAUACAAACAAACAGGACAAAGUGAAACAACCUCAGAAAGGAGUCCCUCUUGGAAGUUCCAAACCUGAAGCACAAAAUGAAGAAGUCCUAACCCUUAGAUCAUCAAUGUACUGUCUGUUGCUUCAAAUAUACAUUGAUAGAACAGAUUUAAAUGGCGCUUUGCAGCUGUUGGAUAAUGCUGUUAGAGAUAUGCCUGGCACUAAACACCGACUACUUUUGCUGAAAUAUCGCAUACAGAUGAAGGCUCGGCUGGGGGAGAGUGUAUUGAUGGACAUGCAGACGCUACAAGGCAAGGAAGAGCAGAAUUGUUCAUUAAUGUGGCACAAAGCAGCUCUGUGUUCUUGCAAUGAAACACAGCAGAUGACCUGCUAUCAGAAAUCAGUAACAUCUCUCAUGUCUGAAGAAAACCAAUGGCAAAAGGUCAGCUUCCUACUUGCAUUUGGAGCAUGGUUGUACUGUCACAACAUGUCUGCAGAGGAGGCUCAGCACCAGGUUCAAUGGGCCAUUGACAUUCUUCUACAUUUGGCAACAGGGCAGUCAGAAAAAUCAGAGGACGAAUCUAAGGAAAUGGAUCUAGGCUCGUCAAAAUGUGAAACUCUGGCAGUUGUUCAAGGACUGUCAUUCACACAGACUGUGUCCAGUCUGAAGGAGGUGCAACGCCUUGACAGCUUGGUGCAAGCACACACUCUGCUUGCUGUCAUGGCAGACAGAAAUUCAUCCGAGCACCAGUUUAACCUGCUCCGAGCAUACGACUUCGUACUACAAAUAUGGCAGGUCUCGGCAGAAGUUGUUUCUAUGAGUCCGGGUGAGAAUGUUAAAGGCCACUCUCCCAAUCCUGCUGGGAACAAAAAAGACAAGGCUAAAGGCAAAAAACCUUCUCCAACAGCGUCGACUCCCAAACCUGUCUUGGAACCUACUCUUCCACAUACUCUGGAGUAUUGGGUUAAAUACACUUGCCCUGAUCAGGUCCGCUACACGUUCAAAACAAAUUGUAGCAUGCAGUGCAUCAAUAUUCACACGAUUACUAAUCAGACCCAGAGCUUGUUUUAUCUUGAUCUGCUGGAAAAGGAGCUUAACUCACUCUCACUGAGCCACCUGACACUACCCAUUAUGCACCUUGCAGAAACAUUUGCUCAUGAUCUGUUGGAUAGGAAAAGCCUUUCUGAUUUGUAUCGACUCAGAAUAGUAAGGACCUGCUGUCAGCUUGGCAUGGAAAGUCAUUCCUCAUAUCAUGAGAGUCUCCUGAGCUUGAUGAAAAUGCAAGAACAAGAGCAAAUCAGGUGCCACAGAGCAAUCACUCUUUUACAGGAGAGAAGACGCCUCUACAAAUCGCACAAUCAGAAAACCAAUACGGAGUCACGUUUACAGAGGAGGAAUUCAUUUCGAUUGGAUAUUUGGGUUGAUAAAGCAGAUGCCUGCAUAGAGAUGGGACUGUAUCAAGGAGCCAGGCAGCUCUUGGCAGAAGCUCAAUUGGUUGCAUUGGAGUUCGAUGAUCAGACUGUGAUGCCAAGAAUCUUGCUCAGUAUGGCUACUUUAGCUUGUGAGGAACACAAUCAUGCAGAGGCCCUGUAUCUUUUGGACAAAGCUCAAGCCAUGACUGGGGACGAGCACUUCUGGUACAAGUUCACACUCACAAAGGUUGCUGCUGUGGUAGGUCAGAGACCCCAGGAUGCACAAACCAAGAUUGAUCAGAUUAUCAAGCAGGGAUGUGAGGCUUUGACAGUGGUUCUGAAGCAGCGCUUAAACAGAGUCUCAGAGAUCACAUUUUUAAUUGAAUCAUUAAAAAUGAGAGGUGCCAUUGAGUGUAUCUGUGCCAUUUCUGGCGGUGAGCCAGGAGUCACACUCUCUACUAAGGAAUUCCAGUUGUUGAAAGCUGCCUGUGAUACCCUCGGGCAGUGUGCAAGCGUUUUCACUCAACUCAACUACAGAGCCUAUGCAGCAAAGAGCCAUGAAGAAUGCACAUACGGCCUGAGGUUUCUGGCCUACGCGGCUACAGACAAAAAGGAGAAGCAGCGAUUUCUGCUAGAUGCACUUUCCCAUAUGCAGUUAUCAAUCUCAGAGCAGGAACGUGUGGUUUUGAAUGCUGAAAACCUGCUCCAACCUGAAGAGGCAAGUUCUGGAGUGAUAUUGUCUCCCAAGUGGACAUUAUUACGCCUGCGCCUCUCCCUGGCAGAUGUUUGCUUGGCAAUACUGGAGGAGCACUGUGAAGAAAUAGUCAACCGAGCCCUGACCAAGGACAAGACUAUUGCUGAGAUAGCAAUUGAGGAUUUCAUGCGAAGCAUACCUGAAACCAACUCAAUUGAACAGGAGUGGAUGAAUGUCGGCAGCACGUUGGGCCAGAUGGCGUUGGGCCAGCUAGCUGCAGUGAACACUUGUUCUCUGGAUGACUUGGAGAUGAGAGCACAUUGCCUAUGUUUGAUGGGAAAGACCCUAAGACUGCUGGCUGUGCAGGAGGAUCCUGUUUAUAUGUCUUCUCUCUGGAAAAAUGAUCUAAAGCUGCAAGGUACAUCUGAUCCCACUGCCAAAAUUACCGAAGAGGAGAAUUCUGUGAAAGAGAGGGAAAGUGUUUUAAGCAGUAAAGAGUCCAGGAUGACUUCUGCGAAAAGCACUGAGCCGCAGCAAAAAAAGCGCAAGGUUGAGCUGCUUUUGGCCCAAGCCAGCAAUGUGCUGUCUGAAACUGUUAGCUUGUGUCUUCAGCACAAUUUGUCAGCCUCCAUCCUGAGUGAUGCCUCUCUCAAUAUGCUGGAGUGUCUUGGCAAUUCACACCAUGAAUUGGCAUGUCAGUAUCUCGCCUUGUUUCAGAGUGCUUGCAUUGUUGAUGUCAUGGCUGAUGUUUUAAGUCUGGCCUGUGACGACACCAGUGUGUCUCAACUCUCAGCUCUUCUCAGCCUAUACAGGAAACUCCUUGUAUCUCAAGAGGGUAGGCCCACUAAAAUGUUGGAAGGAGUAAGACACUCCCUGAACAACAUUUCCAAGGCCUUUUCCCAACUGACCAUCAACCCCAACCACCUAAAUCUUCUUGCUGAACUUUCAUCUGACCUGAAGAUUAUUUUACUCCAGCACUCUAAGGAUGGAUCUGAACUUUACGGAGCGCUCUACAAAGUGACUGAAUCUCAAGAAAAUCAAAAAGGAAAGACACCACAAGGUUCACCAUCAUGCUCGAAAGUGGCUAAGGCUUCUGUCUGCCCGAGGGCUCUGCUGGCUCUACGCGAGCAGACACGGGCCUUUGACCAAAAGAUGAGACAUGCACUCCUGAAGGAGACCUGUUUGCAUGAUGGAAGAGUGAAAACCCCUGAAGAGGAUCAGAUUUCUCAUCCUAGGUCUGAUGAGGAAAAUGCUUUAACGCUUCACUUUAGAGAUAUUGUUCACCAAAUGGAAGAAUACCUGAAUCCACUCAUUUCUCAGUUUGACUUCAGUUUCUUGAGUUCCCCUGUCUCAUCUAAUCCAGUUUCUGAGGAGCGCCACACCAAGUGUGAAGAUAAGAAAGGAACCACUGGUGACGAGGCCCCACCACGACAACCAGGUGAAUUUGUAGUGUUGCUGGCAGACUGGAAGUUGAUGGAGUUGCCAUUGGAGGCAUUGUCAAUCCUUCAAGGAGACCUACUAAAAUCUGUAUCUCGAGAUUUCUCCCUCCAGCUUCUCUGCAGUCGUAUACCGAAAGAAGAGCCAGUGAAAGUGGAAAAGGAAACCAAAGGGGGUAAAGGCAUGAAGGGGAAAGCUAAUCAAAGCCAAGUCAUCAAAGCGAUUUCUACCAGUCAUGUUCUGCCAGAACGCACCAUCCCAGUGGACACACGGAACUUCAAAUGCAUCUUCAAUGACAAAGAUAUUGUCAAUACUUUCAGCAAUUUUGAAGCAACCUCUCUCGUUGAGAGAAUGAAGAUGAACUGGCCAGCCUACGGCCAGCAUUUUAACCACUUGUUGGCAGGCUUUAUGAGCAUUAAACAAACUCCCAGUUUCAGUGAGAUGGAGAAACUGCUGUCCAAAUGCAGCGGGUUCUUGUAUUUGGGAGCAGAACGCUUCUUGGCUCCAAUCCCACCUGCCAAACUAGCAGCCCUCAACCUGUCAGAAUGUCACAUGGCUCUCAUUUUUGACCUGGUUCAGAGUAAUGCUUUGCACUCAUCAAACCUUGACAUGCACAAAAGGGCAGGACAACGCACCCUUGAGAAGACUUCGGAGGUUGCUCUGCUGUUGAGCUUGAAUGGUGUUACUUGUAUUGUACUAAACCAAUGGCAUAGCAGCCUUGAGCAGAACUCGGAAUACAUGACCAACUUUUUGGAUAAUUUUCUGAGCGGCAGACAGACCUCCGGGCAGAUUGUCCAUUCCCUCAGGCAAGAUGACGACACCUCGGACUCAAAUGAUUCUGACACUGUUUUGGAAGAAAGUUUUCAGCACAAAACUGAUCUGACGCCAUCCGCUUUCAACUGUGUUCUUUAUGGACUUCCUCUUGUGACCGGCACAUAAAGCAAUUCGGACAAAAAAAAUAUGACUACAGCUUUCUCUUAGUAAGUAUGUUUCAUGAAUCCAAAUUGGUGUUAUUUUGAAUAUAAAUUUGAUUGGCUUGUUCCUCCAAAAUUUUACAUUUAAAUAAUUCUCAUCAUCCCCAUCCUCAAGAAGCAGUGGUUCCAUAAUUUAUUCAAGAGGCUGCAUAACAUUAACCUUAACCAGAUUUAGUGGUUGCUCUUCAGAGAAAUUAGAUAAAAAAAAUAGUUUUCAUUUGUCUGAAAUGAAUCAGUGAAACAGUGACAGGUAGAGAUGAUUCAUACUGUAUUCGUAUUUUAAACAUGCUCUUAGCCUUCAGGGUCGAUAUUAGUAUUGUUUGUUGUGGACAGUUGUAUCCAGAGGAUAGAGGAGACUGGAGCAUGACUGCAUAAUGUUUGACCUUUGCGUGCACUUCAUGUAUGCAUGUGGGUCAGUAUGAGAUGACGCUGGAUAUGCAAACCUUUGAGACUGGAGGCUCACAAGAGGGGGAAAAUGUGUUAAAAUUAAAUGCAAAAGUUCUUUGUUAGUCUGCACCUACGCAGGCUCCAGUUCACCUGCAACCCUAAUGAGGCAAGUACUGUAAAAGAGGGGUCAUUAAAUAGGCUUUUUAUCCUCUAGCUUCGAAUGGUUGUCAAAUCAUCUUUUACACGUUCUGCAAUGCAUGACAGUAAUGAGUUUGUCACUAGUAGACGUCCAAUUAAUUUGGCCUGGGAGGACUGACAGUGAAUGAACAUUUGUUCAUUUGUUGUGAGCCCUCCCACUACAAAUGUUUUGGACAUCAAGUACUGUAAUUAUUUGUAGAGCAAAUCACUUUGGGCUUUUCAUGAAAAAGAGCACUGAGUUAUAUAGUCAUUAUAUAUUCUAUAAACAUAGACUUCACUAUUAGUUGACGGGAAAUGGGGUGCGGGGCUGCUUUAUAGGGGGCCUAUUUGUAAAAACUUCAAAUAUUUUCAAAACCAAAGCCGCUCGCGACCUAAAACCCAAACAGGCACCUCCCUUAAGCAUAUACGAGUCUCUAUGAGCAGCGGCAUUAAAAAAUUCCCUAAUAAAAUCCUGAUUAUUUUUUAUAAAUGUACUAUAAAACUUAAAAUGGUUAUAAAAUUCUCAGAUUUUAUGCUAGAUGCUCAAAAAUCACCAAAUGCAGAGAUAAUCGCCAAUAUUUUCAGGAUCAAUAGCAAUAUUUAACAUAAGUUUUUGCCCGAAAUGUUUUUAUUUUUUUUAUUUUUUAUUUAGUGCAAGUUUUUAACAGCUAGUAAACCACUCAGUUUUCACAUCAGUAAUGUAAUACUUGAAGAAAGCAUGACGAAUCAUCUUAAUUUUACUCAACAAAAGCAAAAUUUGCAUUUUUCUAUAUACAAUCACAACUUAUUUAGGUUGAACUGCGAUGUCACUAUUGCCUCAGCACGUCUUGCCGGCCCUCAUCGUUUUUAGAUUGAAAUGUUACAUACAGUGUAUCACAAAAGUGGGUACACCCCUUGCAUUUCUGCAGAUAUUUAAG